AAAGCUGGACGGUCAGCCCAAUUCCUCACUUCGGUCCGGUCUUCAAGCAGAGCAACGUCUGUAGUGAGAGCAGAGGAAUAAUCAUGGCAGAGCUUGGUCUUAAGAAAAAGGAAAUCGAUGCCAUCGAAUUCGCAUUCGAUGUGUAUGACUUCAAGGGAGAUGGCAAGGUCGAUGCCUUUUACACUGGUGACCUUAUGAGGGCCUGCAACAUCAACCCCACCCUCAAGACCAUUGCUGAGAUCGGAGGACAGACUGAGAAGGGAAAGAAGGUUCUGACCAAGGCUGAAUGCUUCCCCAUUUACAAGGCCGCCAAGGAGUCCAAGGAUCAGGGUGGAUUCCACGACUUCGUUGAGAUCCUGAAGCUGUACGACAAAAAUAACGACGACACCAUGCUUGGACACGAGCUGUUCCGUCUCCUGACCAACCUCGGAGAGAAGCUGACCAAGGAGGAGGCCAAGUCUCUGAUGAAGGAGCUCUGCGAGCCUGAAGAUGAUGAAGGAUUUAUGCCCUUCAAACCCUUCCUGGAGAGAAUGUGUGCCGCUGAGAAGUAAAUUCUAGGGAACUACUUUUUAUCAACAAAUUAACAUUCUUGGAGCGUCUGAUGACACCAUAAGGAAGUAGACUCUAUGAGCAUACAUUCCCCCGACCGAGGUCGAUCUUUCAUUUUGUAAUGAUCGAUUCUAUUGUAAAUAAUUCGCAUAACUUGGUUGGAACACCACGUGUAAAGCGGGAAGAAUCGCCAUCUUGAAUCCCCGCCUAAACAUCCUGGCACAUGCACGUGGUGCCCCAACCUUGCCGCGUAAUAUUAUCUGGACUCUCUCACUACUGCCUCAAAAAAUGUUCGGCCAUUGGUCAAAGUUAUAGAAAUAUCCGUCAAAUAUACAAAAUUGUAAAUUAUAUUGUUCUUGUGAUAGUUUUCGUAUUUAUGUUUAUUAUUUUGUAAUAACAGCAACUUAGAUAUAGAUUAUAUCGACAACAUGUAGACCAUAAAAAAUUUAUUUUUGUAAACCUCUCUGCUCAGGAACAGCAUCAAGAUCUUGCCGUUUCUGAAUAUUGUUGGAAAAUCACCAUGUCUUGUUUACCACCAUUGAUUACUAGGUUUUUAUACUAUGUACACCUUCAGCUUGUAAAUAUAUUAUGUAAUCCAA
Eurytemora carolleeae is the source of this 1148-nucleotide messenger RNA. RefSeq names its product myosin light chain alkali. Lineage: Eukaryota; Metazoa; Arthropoda; Copepoda; Calanoida; Temoridae. Gene Ontology annotation, molecular function: calcium ion binding. The coding region runs from base 84 to 551 and encodes 155 amino acids. Gene Ontology annotation, cellular component: muscle myosin complex. The record is from RefSeq and is a predicted model, not a curated record. The transcript is spliced from 5 exons.